This is a messenger RNA of Acyrthosiphon pisum (pea aphid), 2331 nucleotides long. RefSeq names its product protein GPR107. Gene Ontology annotation, cellular component: membrane; Golgi apparatus. Gene Ontology annotation, biological process: transport. Bases 278 to 1852 code for a protein of 524 amino acids. The transcript has 13 exons. Lineage: Eukaryota; Metazoa; Arthropoda; Insecta; Hemiptera; Aphididae. The record is from RefSeq and is a predicted model, not a curated record.
AUCGAUGUGUCUUUCGUAAAUAUCUAUUACUAAUUAGUGAUUUGUUAUUGUAGUUAAAUUUCAAUUAUUCGGAACGCGGACAGUGGGACACAGCCGUAACACACCGCAGGCUGUCCUCGAUCGUCUCGUCGUUUUUGUUCGUCACUGUGAUUUUGCUAAACUCCGUUGCCUCUCCUUCGCGUACGCGCCCUCGCUUCGCCAUGUUCUGACACCGGAGAAAACUUCGAUUUUCCUCCAAAAAUCUCAAGCAUUCCAUAUUCCAAUACCGCGACCGACCAUGUCUCCGGUCCGGCCGCCGACGGUGUUCGUCCUGUUCGCGCUGUUGGCUGUUCUCGGUGUUCAAGUGGCAGCCAGGAUACACACGUUGCCGAUACACAACGACGAUCGGCGGUUUAUAGCCUUGACCACUUUUGGAUUUUUUCGUGGCGGCCUAUUGGAAGUGGAAAUAGUAGACUUUUACCUGCCUCCCGACAGCCUAAAUGAAACACAUGGCUUGCUGCUUGAAAAGUCCUUAUUUGACGAAGGGAAUCCUUAUAUUGAUUCUCAACAAGAAAUCUGCCCAAUUGAAUCUCCUAAUCUAUUUGAUAUACGAAAGAAUUCUAACCUGGCAGUUUUCAAGUUUAAUUUCCCAAAAAAAGUUGUCACAAUUAAUUGUUCAGAUUCCAUGGAGCCAUUUUAUUUAUUCGAAAACAUGGACGAUUUCAGAAAGAACCUGAAUGAUAUUGAAGAUGAUACUAAAACAAGUCCCGUUAACAAAACUUUACCAAUUUCAAAUGGUACUCAACCAGACAGUUUUAAUAUAAAAUUUGUUGUUUAUGUGAAAACGAGAUCAAAUGAAGGAUUAUAUAAUUUAUACUACCACAACUGUCCGAAUUAUGCCACGAUACCAAAGUCUAAACAAAGUUUUACGGUCACUAUAAGUGAGAUCAAUGCCGAUGGGAAUUAUUUAUCAGCUGGUGACAUGCCAUUGCCAUCUUUGUAUUUUUCUAUGUCUAUUAUAUAUUUUUUCACCGGUGUGUUGUGGGUUUAUUUCUUAUACAGAAGCACCUAUCCUGUUUACAAAAUACACUAUCUGAUGGCUUUAUUAGUGUUUCUAAAAGCAGCGACUUUAUUUUUCCAUGGUUUGAAUUUCCAUUUCAUUCAAGUCAAAGGACAGCAUAUUGCCACAUGGGCUUUUGUCUACUAUGCGAUUCAUUUAUUGAAAGGAUCAGUUUUAUUCAUAACAAUUGUUCUAAUUGGUACUGGUAUGACUUUUGUCAAACAUGUUUUGUCGGAUAAAGACAAGAACAUUUUUAUGAUUGUUAUACCCUUGCAGGUAUUAGCUAACGUAGCCUAUGCUAUUAUUCAAGAAUCUGAAGAAGGUGAUAUGCAGCACAAUGCUUGGUUGGAUUUGUUUUUACUUGUUGAUUUCAUGUGUUGCGCUGCUAUUUUGUUUCCCAUUCUUUGGUCUAUACGACAUCUUCAAGAAGCAUCUCAGACGGAUGGUAAAGCAGCAAUAAAUUUACGCAAACUAAAGUUAUUUCAACAGUUUUAUGUUAUGUUAGUUUCUUAUAUUUAUUUCACACGCAUAUUGAUAUACAUGCUUAGAAUGACAGUACCAUUUCAUUUGUUAUGGCUUAAUGAAUUCUCUAGAGAAACUGCAACGUUUAUUUUCUUUGCAAUGACUGGUUAUAAAUUCCGACCAACAAUUGCAAAUCCUUAUUUCCAAGUGGCAUCAGAUGUUGAUGAUGAUGACACAGACAUUGUAAUUAGUCAUUUUGGAUCUGGCGUUAGCAACCGUUCUAGAAAGAAAGCAAACAAUGGUGGGGAAACUGCUGAGGACGAAAUCAUGUUAGUAGAGUCAUCGUCGUGAUAUAAUAGAUAUUAUGUUUCUAUGAUACCAAGACUGAUCCAAUUGAUCCAUGAACCUUUGCCGUGUCUUCUAGUCUUUCUUUUAAGAGUAGACAAAACUGUUCCAUUUGUACAAAUUUGUACCAAACUAUCGCACAACAUUUUACUAUUUGUUUAUUUAUGUAAUAAAUAUAAGUCAAUCACUUUGUUACAAUAUUGUUUAUAGUAUGAAGUUUGAUUGAAUUUUUUUUUGUAAUUUUUUAGAUUUAAGUCCAUGUUCCUUAGGCGUUGUUGCUAUGUAUUAUAUUUUUUAUUAUGAAUACUAACAUUGGUGAAAUAUCAACAAUUAAUGCAAUAUUAAAGAAAAAUAUAGGAACAUUAUUUUAUUGUAUGAAAUAGUACUAAUGUUAUAUUAUUAUUAAUAUGGUGCUUAAUCGAAUUUAACUAAAACAAUAAAAUAUCUGGUUGUUAAUAAGACGAAUACACUAACAUUAGAUUUUA